AUGGUGAAACUUAGAAUGGUGUCCCUGUUGUACUGCGCAAUAUGGAUGCAUUGGAUUGGCUGCCUUGACGCACUUCUUUGUGACUUAUCAGAUCCAGAAGAACCACUUGGGAGCCAUGCGCUUGUUAUGUGUCAUAUGGAUACCGACACAAUGGAGGAUGCAAUUGCAACGUGCCCUCGCCGAAUCAACGACAACACCGAAUAUGUUUGGCAUCCUCAACCAACGACCGAUGGGCAUCCUCAUAUCAAAACAUACGUUAAUGAUAACGGCAGUUUACGUUCUCGAGAUCUUUCGGAUAUAGUGAUUACAGAAAAACAAGCUUCAUUUAUAUCGGUGGAGUCAAAUCGGUCGCAAACGGAACUUUACUUCAACUUCCCAUCUCAUGAAUUGUUUAUCCUUACUGAACGCCGUCUUAUAUUCAUUUGCGGCCCCAGAGAUUUAGUAUUGAGCGAUACGAUGCAGCGUCACAUUUACGGUCUCAAAGACACCUACCACAUGGACUUGCUUCCGUGGAACUCAUCGGCACCACUAGUCGAAGAACUAAAAGAAAUAAGGAAGGGUUUAGGUGUAUUUUUCGUGAACAUAGGACGUUCGCACCUACCUCUUCAAGGCUGCGGCAGCCGCGCCUCACCACUUUUUUCACCGGACAACGUGGUUACCGAGGAUAGCUUUACUGGCACCCGUUCAUGUGUGGCGGAUCCGAUGUCAAGCUUACCGAUAGGAUUUGUUUGCGAAGGUCGCAUUCAACCUGAGAAUUGCAUGAAAUCACUCCUGGACAAGAAUGGUUACACUGUAACUGCUCCCUCACCACAUAAAUAUUGGCAUUUUGAUGACCAUAGGCCUUGGGUGGUGGCGCAAUAUUUUGAUCAAUUAGCAUUACCGCCCUUUACAGGCGAAUGCAGGUGUGUCGAUUCCGAAACAGGCCAGGUAAAGGCGAGGAUAGAGAUCCGUCAAAAAACCGAAUACACUUGUGACAUCACUAGAAUGAUUUUUCGCAAUCGUAUUCGCCCUAUUCCAGGCCCUUGGUGUUCGGUUGUCCUUCACCCUGGCAGCACGUUGACCAUAAAGGUGCCGAUACAGAAGGUUUAUCGGCAAUCUUUUGACGGUUCUCCCACUGUUUCAUUCUCACAAAUGAUGUCUCUCUAUGAUUUCGAAACUGAAUUCCUGCCGAAUGACCUGAUGACGCUGCGGCAACUACACGCAAUUUAUGACCUUGCAUCUUACGACGAAAUUUUUUAUCAGGAAAGCCUUGUUGGUGAUGCGCUCGAGUUGGAUGUUUCCCAAAUAAGUAGAGGGGAGGUGAAGCUGAAGUAUAAUAUGGGCAGACCUCUGGCGUUAAAAGGAGGAUCGAACUCAUUCUUAUACCAUUUGACAGUAAGAUCAAGAAACGUGAACAUUCAAGAAAGUAUAAGCGCUACCAUCAAUGUUGCAUUUGCCUUCACGCAUCACUACCAUGCUGUUGGUUGCGAUCGUGGGCCACAAAACCUAUUCGCACCCAGCAUUAGCAAAUUGUUUUGUUCAGCUAAACGGUGGGGUAACGGUAUCGGAGAAACGUACGAAUGCACGUCCUAUUCAACGCUGGUUAUUUCAUGGGCUGGUAUCCAGUGCAAGCCCGAUGAGGAGCUUUUGCCAGCAAACUGUGACUCCACGGUAUAUGAUUUCCACUCGAACGGUGUUGUGCCAUUGCCUAAGUCUGUGCAGCACGCGACGGUCGUCCGUAUCCUAGGCUUUCAAACGUUAGGUUUCACAGACAAAACCCCCCCCGCCAGUAUUGGCUGCAUAUGUGUCGACCAAAGUGGCUACGAAAAGUCCAGGCUUAUUUUGGAGACAAACAAGUAUGAGUCGCGUAGGUACACAGUAAAUGAUGGAGAGGUGGUCAACAUUUCACAACCUCAUAGGUUACUGUAUUGGCAUGCGAUUGGAUUAACUGGCGGGUUGCCCACAUCACGCGACUAUUUGGUGUUAAACAACGUAUCUCAUAAAGUAAUUACUCUGCGAGGAGGCAAAGCGUUGUUCAUACGCUGUAGUGUUGCACCUGGUGCGCAACAAGGCGUGAAUGGCGCUAACAUACGACCGAUGUGGUUGCCAUCGUCGUAUAACAAUCAUCAUUAUACAACAAAACAGACUCCGGAUGGGCCUGAACUUGUUCUUGCGGCACACGGCGAUUCAGUUGCUACUACACCGGGUGGCUUCGAAGUCUUUGCUAUCAUUACCACGCCAACAAAUUACGAGUUGGGCAUUAGAUCGCAAAGACAAGCCGUGGUUAUAUCUAGAGAUCCACUUCAUACGCACUACGUGCCCAUGACAUUUGUCUGUGUUAAGACACCACAACAAUCUGAUUUUUCCGUAGUCGCAAAUGAUGCGUUAACUUCAGACGACGAUGGACAGCGCAAUGCACGCAGAAUCGAAUCAUCACAACGAUAUAAGUGGCACGUCGUGGAUAUUCACGUCGAAACCACCGACCCGUAUAUGCAAGGGUGCGGUGUUACCUACGAGUCUGCUGGAUUGUUCAAGCCCGAGACACCCAAAAUAUACGACGCCGACGGAAGAGAAAUCGGUUGCAAGAUUGACAUUCAGGCUGCUAAGGAAGCAGCGUUCUACUGCCCAGUGCCGUACGUCCUGGACCCACCCAACUGCUUCCACCAAAUGUUAGUAAACGGCAGCGUCCAGAACAUAAACGACUUCAGCCAUUCUUUGGUAGCGUCACAUUCCAAUCACUUUGUCUUACUAUAUUCGUUCAGUAAACUCUCAGGACAUGGGGAAAAGCUGCGCCAAUCUCCGCCACUUGAAUGCCGCUGCGUCACCGUCAAAGGCAUCGUCCUCUCCACCAUCCAAAUCGAGAAUUACUACUGCAAGGAAUGA
Messenger RNA from Babesia bigemina, 2862 nucleotides. RefSeq lists its product as hypothetical. The transcript has a single exon. The record is from RefSeq and is a predicted model, not a curated record. The coding region runs from base 1 to 2862 and encodes 953 amino acids. NCBI's taxonomy places the organism in Eukaryota, Apicomplexa, Aconoidasida, Piroplasmida, Babesiidae.